Molecule: messenger RNA, 2972 nt
Organism: Amphibalanus amphitrite
Lineage: Eukaryota; Metazoa; Arthropoda; Thecostraca; Balanomorpha; Balanidae
Product: IQ and ubiquitin-like domain-containing protein
Exons: 14
Coding region: 496-2559 (687 amino acids)
Biological process (GO): cilium assembly
Cellular component (GO): motile cilium; acrosomal vesicle
Molecular function (GO): protein binding
Source: RefSeq, a predicted model, not a curated record
GAAGAAAUGCGCGUACGAAGAAAUGCGGAUACGAAAAAAUGCGCUACGAAUAUUUGCGCUUACGAAGAAAUGCGAGACGAAGUUAUGCGACACGAAUAAAUGCGCCGACGAAGAUUUGCGGACGAAGAAAUGCGGACGAGGAAUUGCGCGACGAAGAAUUGCCAUACGAAGAUUUGUCCGGUUACGUACUAAGUCUCUAUAAAAUUAUCUUUAAUCUGACCGUUGCACAAGGAAAUUGACCGUCGAAUGAUAUUUUUAAUGAUUUUUUGAAAUGACGGAAUGGUGAAAACAUGGGUUAUACUACAUUUAACUUGCAAUUUUAAGGAAAAUGAAGCGUUUUUUACAUUUUGAGGUCAAGUACAAUAAUUUUCGCCUGGUUAUGAAGUUUCAUACUAGCGACACCAGAUGCUGACAUAUGCAAGCGAACACGCGGACAGUCCCGAGGGAGAGUGUGAACCAUCUGGAGAUCAACAUUCCAGCUGACUGAGGGUGACGAUGGCGGUCAACUCAACUCACCAAGACCGUAAUGGUAUUGGGGUGCACCGAAGUCUGCAGCGGACCAACUCUGCGCCCAAGGUUGCCAUUCCGUUCGUGGUGGCCGGUGGCCGGCGCCUCGUGAAGGAGCUCCACAUCAACUACAACAUGCGCGAGGUGCUGGCCGUGCUGGCUGGCGACCUCAACUACCAUCCGGAUGAUCUGGAGAUCUACCUUGGCACGGAGCCGGUCUCGGACAGUCUGGUGCUGGCCGGACUGGACCUCGAACAGCCCGGGUUCGUGCUGAAUGUGCUGGAGAGGAUCGUGCGCCGGCGACCGUCCUCGUCUGACGGCCCGGGAGCGGGCGGCGGCGGCGUGCGGACCGUCACCGUGCACACAGAGGGGGAGGACGGCGGACGGCGGACCAUUUCGGUGGCUAUCGAGCCGGGAGACGGCGAGAAACCGUUCUUAGGCGGAUACCGGGACAAACGGGACGGCACCGAGUACCUGCACGCCACCGCGCAGACCUACACUCGGCCCUUCAGAAACUACGCCUAUGAGCGCCACGAGCGGGACGCGCAGACAGCAUGGGGCCUGCCGGCGGCCGUGCAGACGAACCGCGACACGUGCACCCAGAUGCCCAAACCGGGUGUGUGGCAGGACCACCGGCGCGAGCGGGUGCUGUCCUACAGCGGCGCCUACCAGACGGCUGACGAACUGCUCCAGCUGCGAACCGAUAAGGCGAUUCUUCUACAGAAGUACUGGCGCCGCUGGCUGGCCCGUCGCCGGGUACAGCGGAUGGCCAGGGAGCGGGAUGUCGUGCUCCAGUGGAUUGUGGACGACGCAGAACGGCGCAAACAGGCUCGGCUGAAGCGUCGCGCCGGAGUCGUCGAGCGGAAGAUGGACCCCAAGAGCAAGAACGACUUCGACAUUCUGUUCAGCUCGCUGGAGGCCUGGCGGAAGAAGGCCAUCGCCUACUGUUACUCCACCAAGUCGGGUGGUGAGCUGAAGGCGGCGCUGUGUCAGCUGCUGGAACAGGAGGCGGAGAUGCUGAAGGCCAUCAACGGCCAUCAGAGCCGCGCGGCCGCCUGCGGACAGGCCAAACGCAUACACCGGCUGCUGGAGAAGACGCAGGCACCUCUGCGCUGGAAGGGCCGUGACGGCGAGCCCAUUUCGGUGGACAACUCAGUGACGCUGUGGGCGCGUCAGCUGCGCGACAUUCACACCUCGCUGACCCUGCCCGGGCUGAGCGCCGACGAGCGGUCAGACAUCUUGGCCACGCUGGCCGACCUGAUCGCCGGCCUGCCGUUCUCGGCCGAUAACCACGAGCUGCGGGACCUCUGUAAGCGCGAGAUGGACCUGCUGUCGCGCGGGGUGACGCCGCGGCACCUGGCCGGCCUGAGACACCGCUCCCUGCAGCUCUUCUGGCGACUGCUGAGGGAUGUCAACUUCAACCCGGCCUCGGCCAAAUGCCAGAAGGUACCGCUGGACCCAGAGUCGAUCCGCGGUGACGUCAACACGUGCACCUCGUGCCACCGCUGUCUGCCGAGACACCAGUUCCAGGUGGACGCCAGCGACGUUACCCUGAGGAGGUGCCGUAUGUGUGAACAGCUGCAGAACUGGGCGCUGCGGCGUCACGACAACAACGUGCUCGGGAAGAUGCUGGAAGAGCUGCGCCGUGACGAACAGAACCGGUCACCGGGCUCGGCAGCCGUCUGCCUCAUACAGGAGUCUGAUUUCCGUCACCUGGUGCUGUCGCUGUGGGGCGGCCAGUCCUGCCUGAGCGCCGAUCCGGACCUCUAUGAGCUGCUGCUCUGCCGCUGGGACGUGGAACAGCCCUGGACGCCUUGGAACUGCGUCCUGCUCACCAGAGACGAGACCGAGGCGCACUACAAGCUCGGAAAGCCGCAGCAGCGGUACGGGCCGGAGCUGUGUCAGCGGGUGCGUCUGCGGCACGUGGCCGCCAGUCGCUACUUCUGCCACCUGCCGGCCAUGGUGGCCCGCCUGGAGGCCGGGCUCACGGAGCGCGAGACGGGGCCGCCGUCACCGGGCGCCUGCCGCCGGCCGGCCGCCGCGCCCGCCUGACCUGCCGAGAGGCCACCACCGCCACCCGGGACCUCCAGCUGACGGAGAAAACCGGGCGGCACGGACAACGCACCGCUCCGACGCGCCUUGUGAUAAAUUAGCGCCACGUCAGGCCGGGCUCGAACGAAGCGAACGUAGUCGAGAGAUCUGACUAGUCAUGUAAAUCGGUGUCUGUGGCUGCAUGUUUGUGCCAGGUGAUAUAAUGCACGGGUUUGGCGCUUGCGUUGGCGGUCUCUCGUUAUUUUGGAGGGGUGUAUUGUGGCAUCUCUGCUGGUGUAGUAAAUAUCAUGCUGAUAGAUAUCCUGCAAAAUCGUGUAUUCCAUGCCAAGCAAUUGUCGUUUUGUCUGCUUGUCUUUUGUCCUUGGACCAACAACGCCGCAUUUACUCAGUUGAAUAAAAUUGCGUGCUUUGCC